AUGUUUACAAAGUUUAAAGAGAUGCUGACUACACUUCAGGCAUUACUAAAGGGGACGAAGCAGAAAGUGGUCAAGGAACAAGUAAACAUGACUGAGAAAGAUGGGAUGGCAGUGCCUCAAACAUUGCCACCCAAGCUAAAGGACCCAUGUAAGUUUACUAUCUCUUGUAAUAUUGGUGGAGUAAAGAUCCCACAUACUUUAUGUGAUUUAGGGUCUAGUAUAAAUUUUAUUCCAUUGAAUAAGGUUAAAGAAUUUAACUUGGGAGAGAUCAUACCGAGUAAUAUGACUCUUACUUUAGCUGAUUCAUCUAUUACUCACCUGUUUGGUAUCUUACAAGACGUGUUAGUACAUGUUGAUGGUUUAAUGUUUCCUGCAAAUUUUGUUAUACUUGAUAGAAAAGGAGAUUCAUGA
This is a messenger RNA of Lathyrus oleraceus (garden pea), 411 nucleotides long. RefSeq lists its product as uncharacterized. The transcript has 2 exons. The record is from RefSeq and is a predicted model, not a curated record. The coding region runs from base 1 to 411 and encodes 136 amino acids. Lineage: Eukaryota; Viridiplantae; Streptophyta; Magnoliopsida; Fabales; Fabaceae.